Talaromyces rugulosus is the source of this 2265-nucleotide messenger RNA. RefSeq lists its product as uncharacterized. Gene Ontology annotation, molecular function: prenyltransferase activity. The record is from RefSeq and is a predicted model, not a curated record. NCBI's taxonomy places the organism in Eukaryota, Fungi, Ascomycota, Eurotiomycetes, Eurotiales, Trichocomaceae. The transcript is spliced from 10 exons. Gene Ontology annotation, biological process: isoprenoid biosynthetic process. Bases 1 to 2265 code for a protein of 754 amino acids.
AUGGCUUCUCUAGAGUUAUUCUUUCUUUACCUUCGUAUUUUCUUUAUCUCAUUCAUGAGCCGGGCACGAAGCUUGUUUUCGUUUAUUACCAGCCCAUCCAUUAUAACCGAGCAUGGAAAACUUGAAAAGCUUCAGGCAAAGCUGGGGUCUGACGGGGCCCCAAAUUCAUGGUUGCAGCAUCGUCACUCCAAAUUGGUAGACCCAUCAACCUAUAACGACCUAGGCCUCUGCGGUGGACUCCCACUACGAGUGCACAAGCAUGCACACCUUGCAGACAAGGGCGCUCGACGGGCCCAGGAAGACUGGAAGAGACUUGUUGGCCCAAUCCGUGACUUUACCGGCUGCCUUAGUCCAAGGUUUAACGGCAUUGCAGUUGCCAUUCCGGAGUGUAUCCCAGAGCGGUUGGAAGCUGUGACUUAUGCAAACGAAUUUGCCUUUCUUCACGAUGACAUUCUGGAUACAGUUGGAAAAGAAGAUGGCGAAGAGGAGAACAACGAAAUGGCUAGAGGAUUCGAAAGCGUCCUGGAGCCUUCACGCAAUGUUAAAAUGUCUGCCUCGGGAAAGUCUCAGAUGCAGGCUAAGCUGAUUCUGGAAUUGCUCGAGAUCAAUGAGCCACAGGCAAUGGUUCUACUAAAGUCUUGGGAAGGCUUAGUGAAAGGCGAAAGCGGAAGUCAGCACUUUGAUUUCCAAACACUAGACGAGUAUCUUCCUCAUCGUGUUGUGAACCUCGGCCAGACUUUUUGGUUCGGUAUCAUCACAUUUGCCAUGGGUCUCACAGUCAGCAAUAAAGAAAUGGAACUGACAAAGCCCAUUACCGAGCCUGCUUACGCCACCCUCGCCCUGGCAAAUGACUUUUUCUCCUGGGAGAAAGAAUAUGUUGAAUUUCAGGGCAAUCCCACGUCCGAGAACAUGGCAAACGCCGUCUGGAUUAUUAUGAAAGAACACUCGGUCGACCUGGAACAAGCAAAAGUAAUUUGCCAGGACAAAAUUCGCGAGUCAUGCGAAGAAUACGGGCGACGUAAACGCGAGUUCGAGCUUCAGUCUGCAGACAAAGUUUCAACCGACACGCUCCGCUAUCUGUCUGCAUUGGAAUUCAGUAUCAGUGGGAACGUCGUGUGGAGUCAGUAUAGUGAACGAUACCACUUUCACAAGCCAGAAAAGUGGAGGCAAGUUCAAAAUAUUGACGAUGAUGGUGCCAAGAGCGAUGACUCUGGAAUUGCUAUGAAAGAUAGCCCUGAAUCAACGGUUGUCGACGUAGAAGACGAUGUUCCUUCUGCGUUUUUGAACUUUGGGAGCAGCGGUAUGACUACUCGAUCGAAGAAGACCUUUGUCAGUCCAGUCCUAGAAACCAAUUUGCCGGAAAUGACGAACCAGGUCGUCCUGGCACCAUUUCAAUAUGUCAGUUCACUGCCUUCAAAGAAGAUUCGACACCAUGCAAUCGACGCUUUGAACAUCUGGUUCAGUGUGCCAGAGGCAGAUUUGACGAUGAUCAAAGAUGCCAUUGACCAGCUACAUAACGCAUCUCUAAUGCUAGAUGAUAUCGAGGAUAACUCGCCACUGCGCCGAGGGAAUCCAAGCACACACAUGAUCUAUGGAGUUCCACAGACGAUAAAUUCAGCCAACAACCUGUUUGUGAUGUCUUUGGACACCAUCCGAAAGCUAGAGAACCCGGCUUGCCUGGAUGUAUUCAUUAGCGAGUUGAAGAAGUUACACAUUGGUCAAAGUCUGGAUCUAUUCUGGACUUCCAAUGUUCGGUGUCCCACGUUUGAGGAGUAUUACAAAAUGGUUGACUACAAAACCGGCGGCUUGUUCCAGAUGGUGGCCAAGCUCAUGGCCGCAAAAUCUCCCAAAAGCAAGAGAAAGGUUCCUGGUGUAUUGACCUUGACCACAUUAUUUGGACGAUACUUCCAAAUACGAGAUGAUUACCAGAACCUAAUGUCCAAAGAGUACACGGAUCAAAAAGGCUUCUGCGAAGAUCUCGAUGAAGGCAAAUUCUCCCUGCCUUUGAUCCACUGCUUGACCACGAGCCCCAACAUCAGGCUCCAGAGCAUACUCCACCAGCGCAAGACCAUGGGUAAGAUGUCUUUUGAAACUAAGAAGCUAGUUCUUGACCAUCUGGAAGAGACAAAGAGCUUGCAAUACACCAAGGAGAUGCUGGAUCGUCUUCAUGCACGACUGCAUAAGGAAUUGGAUGUCUUGGAGAAACAAACUGGGGUGGAUAACUUCCUUUUGCGGUUGUUGCUUAAGCGGUUGCAUGUGAAGUAG